Trichomycterus rosablanca is the source of this 5405-nucleotide messenger RNA. It is a transcript of the gene lrrc8ab, whose product is annotated as leucine rich repeat containing 8 VRAC subunit Ab. The transcript is spliced from 3 exons. Gene Ontology annotation, molecular function: protein binding. The record is from RefSeq and is a predicted model, not a curated record. Bases 34 to 2406 code for a protein of 790 amino acids. NCBI's taxonomy places the organism in Eukaryota, Metazoa, Chordata, Actinopteri, Siluriformes, Trichomycteridae.
CCAGGACAGAAAAUCAUUAUCCUCUGAUAAACAAUGAUUCCCAUCACGGAGCUGCGUUACUUUGUAGACACUCAGCCUGCGUACCGCAUUUUAAAGCCAUGGUGGGAUGUAUUUACAGACUAUCUGUCUGUCGUGAUGCUGAUGAUUGCGGUGUUCGGAGGAACCCUGCAGGUUACCCAGGACAAAAUGAUCUGCCUUCCUUGCAAGUGGGUGGUCAACAAAACCUGUCGGAAGUAUUUUGACUCAGCCUUCGAGCCGCAAGGAAUCAAGUAUGACCUGGACAGACACCAGUACAACUAUGUGGAUGCUGUGUGCUAUGAAAACAGACUUCACUGGUUUGCUAAGUAUUUUCCAUAUUUGGUGCUGCUGCAUACACUGAUCUUCUUGGCCUGCAGCAACUUUUGGUUCAAGUUCCCUUGGACUAGUUCCAAACUGGAGCACUUUGUCUCCAUUCUUUUGAAGUGUUUUGAUUCGCCCUGGACUACGCGAGCAUUGUCCGAGACAGUGGUGGAGGAAAGUGAUCCUAAAGCUUUAGGGAAAAUGAAUGGCUCAAUAGAUAAAAAAGCAUCUUGUGUGAGCGAGGAUGUCGAGUCGAGUGUUGCGAUGCUGACUACCUCAAAGUCUCGAUUCGAGCAAGGGAUCGUAGAUUAUUCUGAAUCUGGUGUGUUGGAUAAAAAGGAGGGCGAGCAGGCGAAGGCAUUGUUUGAGAAGGUUAAGAAAUUUCGGCUACACGUAGAGGAAGGAGAUAUCGUUUACAGACUUUAUAUCAGACAGACUAUCAUCAAAGUCAUUAAAUUCAUCCUAAUAAUCUGUUACACUGGAUACUAUGUUCAUAAUAUUCAAUUUAGCGUUGACUGCAGUGUCGACAUUGAGAAUCUCACCGGUUAUCAGAUGUUUAAUUGUGCCCAUCCUCUUGCUACACUUUUUAAAAUCUUGGCAUGCUUCUAUAUAAGUCUUGUUGUUGUCUAUGGGAUGAUUUGUGUGUACACGUUGAGCUGGAUGCUGCGCCGUUCCCUCAAGAAAUACUCGUUUGAAUCUAUAAGAGAAGAGAGCAGCUACAGUGACAUUCCAGAUGUAAAAAAUGAUUUUGCCUUCAUGUUACACAUGAUCGACCAGUACGACCCCCUCUACUCUAAGCGCUUUGCCGUGUUCCUGUCAGAAGUCAGUGAAAACAAGCUUCGCCAGCUUAACCUCAACAACGAAUGGACUUUGGACAAGCUUCGCCAAAGAAUCACCAAAAACUCUCAGGAUAAAUUAGAGCUGCAUUUGUUUAUGCUAAGCGGUAUCCCAGAUACAGUCUUUGAACUGGUAGAACUGGAGGUCCUUAAACUAGAACUUAUUCCUGACGUUACAAUCCCUCCCAUCAUUGCCCAGCUCAUAAAUCUUAGAGAGAUGUGGCUCUACCACACACCAGCUAAAAUAGAAGCACCAGCACUUGCAUUUUUGAGAGAGAACUUAAAAUCACUUCAUAUAAAAUUCACAGACAUCAAAGAAAUUCCUUUAUGGAUCUACAGCUUGAAGAACUUGACUGAGCUGCAGCUCACAGGAAACCUCAGUGCUGAAAAUAAUCGUUUCAUUGUGAUUGACGGGCUACGAGAACUAAAAGGGCUCAAAGUUCUUCGACUGAAGAGCAACCUGACGAAGCUGCCUCAGGUGGUCACUGACGUUGGAUUGCACCUGCAAAAGCUUUCCAUCAACAAUGAGGGCACCAAGCUGAUGGUUCUUAAUAGCUUAAAAAAGAUGGUCAACCUGACCGAGCUAGAGCUCAUUCGCUGUGACCUGGAGCGCAUCCCACAUUCUAUUUUUAGCCUCCACAACCUGCAGGAGAUCGACCUGAAGGACAACAAUCUGAAGACUAUUGAAGAAAUCAUCAGCUUUCAGCAUCUCCAUCGACUCGUCUGUCUAAAACUCUGGUACAACAAGAUUGCCUACAUCCCCAUCCAAAUGGGCACUCUGACCAACCUUGAACGACUCUACCUGAACCGAAACAAGAUUGAAAAAAUCCCAAGCCAUCUCUUUUUUUGCCGCAAGCUGAGGUAUCUUGAUUUAAGUCAUAACAAUUUAACCAACAUCCCAUCUGACAUCGGAAUUCUUCACAAUCUGCAGUAUUUUGCUGUAACUGCCAACAGGAUUGAGAAGCUUCCAUCGGAGCUGUUUAAGUGUAAGAAGCUGCGCACAUUGAACCUGGGUAAUAACUACCUACAGUCUCUACCGUCUCGUUUCGGCGAGCUGACCAACCUGACCCAGCUGGAGCUCAGAGGGAACGGGCUCGAGUGUCUCCCCGUCGAGCUGGGAGAGUGUAAACAACUCAAGCGCAGCGGCCUUAUUGUGGAAGAGUCCAUUUUCAACACUCUUCCAUCCGAGGUGAAAGAGCAGCUUUGGAGGGCUGAAAAAGAGGCAGCCUGAAAGCGUGGGAAGAGAAAUACUUGCUCUGGAGAAGUACACGAGCACCUGAGAAUCACUGCUGAAAUGGAAUAUGUUUAGGGUCAACAGUCUCCCACGCAACAGUUUCUAUUAGCAUGAAGGAAAUAUGUUGCAUUACACGGACUCUUCAUGGUGUUACGCUAAGCCUGUAACAUAUCUCUGUGCUGUGUGUCAUUAUUCAGAUUGUAUUAACUAAAUAUUAUGGUGCAGCUCUUCCUUGCCUUAAUGUACCACAGUGGUGUGGUAUUACUUAACAUGAGACAAGUACACACACUUAGAUAAGUUGGUAAGUUGAUGUGUCAUGAGCACUUUACAAGCCUGAUAAAUGAGUUUAGUAUUUUCAGUUUGCCAGGACAUAACUGAGCCAGGAAAACAAGAAAUGUUUUUUUUUGUCCUGCUGCAGUUGUAGAAUUUAUAAACCUAGUAUUAUAACCCUUUACUAAUAGAGAGUGUUAGUGGCUGAUUGUAACUCAUGCAUGCAUACCUACAUAGUUGGCUGUUAGUGGAUAGUUGUGAAGCAUCUGUUUUUGUACACUACAUACGGCCUGAUAUACUGCACUUAGCAUUGUUAUUGGCUGUACAGCCAUUUUUAAUGUUAAUCACAUGUCACAUUGCUGUGUUUUGUCGAAUGAGGUUAUAUUACAGGGUAUAAAGUGUUUAUCCAAUGCACAUAAAAUUGUUUUAGGAGUAAUCAAAUUUACAGAAUUUUCCCACUACCCUGAAUGUGGUAGAUCAGCCGAGAAAGAUGGCAAUGUAUAUUGCUAACAAAAAUGUGAAGUCUGAUGUGUAUCCACCCACGUAAUCAAGCAUUUCCAUAAAUAUACACAUAUGUACUUUAUGCCAGAUUUUUUAUUGCUGGAUUUUAUUUAAACCACUCCUUGAAGGUAUGAUGUGUUUAAACAUUUAUAAAAUGGGCUUCCAAUAAAGUUACUAUGAAUACAUAAUAACAUGAGCCACAAAUAUCUAAGCGACCUUUCCAAAACACAUACAAAUGUACAUUUACAACAUAUAAAGAUCAUUUUAAUUGUGACUGAAAAUUUUUUUAUGAUUAAAGGCCCUGUUUAGGAGCCCAGCAGUGGCAACUUGGUGAUAGAAGGGGCUUGAACCAAUUACUAGUCCAGUAUCUUACUGCUAAGCUAACACUGCCUGUGUAAAGAUAAUAUAGUUUGUUUAUCUGGAUACAGUUCUACUGUAUUUAUGAUGUUAGGACCCCAAUCCUAAUAUAUAGUGGGUACUUAGCAAUGGUGAGACAAGAAAUGUGAGGAGUCUUCUCAUAAAUGAAAUAAAACCUAGGAAAAAGAAUAACAUGUAAAUUACUGAAAUGUAUCUAAUUCCUUUAAGCCUGAGGCUAUGUCCCAACCCACAAACUAAAUAGUGUGUCAAAAUAUUAACAGUAGUCAAAGAUGAACUUAUUUGACAUAAUAUUUGGUGCAGUUUGCCAAAUUAUAAAGCAUGUAUGACUGUAAUUUACCAGACUUUACCAGAAUUUGCCAUGUAGCCUAACACAGUAAUGUCAUGGGGCAGCAGGAAUCGCUUUUUAAAUUUAACUUAGUAUCAUUCCAUGCUAGAUAACAAAAUGAGGAAUUGUUCAACUUACACAGCCCACAAUGGCAUUAUGUACAGAUUUCAUUUUGUCAGACCCCCAUUACUUGUUACAUUUGUAGUUAGUUGACUUAACUGGAGCCACAAAUUCAUACACAGCAUUAAUGUUUGUAUGCUGAGCUUUUGUUUCACUUUAUACCGAAGGUGUUUUUAUGUGUUCCAUCUAUGUAUUGUAAUCACAGUGAUGCUUUGAGUGUCUUGGGUCAGUAUUUAACACACUGUACGUGUUAUCAUAGUGUUUGCAUGUUUACAGCACACAGUUUUACAAUGCAGACGCACCUGACAACACAAACACACUGAAUCUCAUGAGCAGCCAGUGCCGUAUGAGUAGUUUCAUUAUUAAUGUAAACAAGCUCUUAAGAAGUUCAGUUAUCAUUUUUUUCAUUUCACUGUAAACAUGUUGCUUUUACCAAUUUAUUACUGUAAACAAUUAACAAAAUCUCAUCAACCAAAUUUCCUCUGUUUUGUAUUUUGAAUUCAUUUUAAAUGUUUCGCCUGUAACAUUGCGCUGAACAUCAGAACAAUUCAUGUUUUAAUUAGAUUAAUAAUAGUGAUGCACUGUUAAUGAGACAAUCAGAAACAUGUUAAGUGCUGUGUAUGGUGCUGACUUUUUAUUUUAUUUUAAUUUAACAUAGCUUAAUUCAUUUCAAUUACAUGUUUAAUUGUGCAGUAGUAGCACUGAGUUUUUGUGUAGCAAGUCCGUUUAUGCUGUUUAGUUAAGCUGAUUUUCUUCUGUUUUUUCCACAUUUUUGUACUGAUUACAACUCAGGUAAAAGCCACUUAACUUUGUACUGAUUUACUAAAUUUGUUUUUAUUCCAUUUUAUUUUAAUUUAAGGAAACAGCCAUGUAAUGCAUUUUCUAAUUUAGCAUUUUUGAUUACUUGUUCACUUUUUAUUUAUAUGUACAAUAGUUUGUGUUUUGAACAGUAUUGUAGCAAAUUCACUAGUAUUAUGGCUAGUGUUCUUUAUUUAACUUAUAAAUGAAUGCAUUUUGCUUAGAUCAAUUAAGGCAUUUACCUUUUUAUAUUCUUUAGGGUUUCGGACAUUUAAACACACAAAAUUGGAUGCUAUAACAACCUCUGAAUGUGGCUUAAUGCUAGCUGAUGAAAAGCAUUACAGUUUGUUCAGUUUUCUUUAAUUUUUUGUAUUCCUUGUUCUUCCAAAUCACAUAUGUAUUCGCUGUUUGGCACAAAUCUGAAAAUAUGCUUCACUUCUUGUACUUCCUUGUGUCAGUGUCAAUACCCUGUAUUAAGAUGUUUAGUGCUGGAACUGAAUUACAAAUCAUCUUUCCUUUUUGUGCCAAAACAGCACUGAGUUUCUAUUCCUGCAAGCUAUUCCUGUUGUGACAGUUUAAGACAUAAUAAACAUUUAGUCUGUCA